Messenger RNA from Manihot esculenta (cassava), 1830 nucleotides. RefSeq lists its product as uncharacterized. Gene Ontology annotation, molecular function: glycosyltransferase activity. The coding region runs from base 296 to 1738 and encodes 480 amino acids. NCBI's taxonomy places the organism in Eukaryota, Viridiplantae, Streptophyta, Magnoliopsida, Malpighiales, Euphorbiaceae. The record is from RefSeq and is a predicted model, not a curated record. The transcript is spliced from 2 exons.
AUAUUCCACCGUCAAUGGUGGAUCUCAACAAAGGAAGAAAGGCUAAUAAAAAAAUCGUUCUUGCGGCACCAUUUCAAACAAAGCGGCUGAAUAUGCGGGCAUUACGUGAACGCCCAAGUGCCUGCAAAUGAGAAUUCCUCAACAAGGCUUGAACCCUAAAAUCAUGGACCUAAACAUGAUUACUACUGAUUUUCUUUAAUGUUAUAUCCACUUCAAUCUCGAGAUCAACUGCCCAAAAGAAGUCUUUUAUGUGAUAGCGAGUCUUCAUUCAGCUUCAUUUCAUAUCUAGUAAAGUAUGGAUUUGGAGAGAAGCACCAAGACGUUUACCAAAAAGAAGAGUUCACAUCACUCGAUCAAGAUCAUUACUUCCGUCCUUCUACUGCUCUUAAUUCUCAUAUUUAUUCAAUCUCAAGCUUCCCCUUUCUACGCUUCUUCCGCAUCUGAAUCAUGGGCUUUCUUCAACAAAUGGAAAGGAUUGGCAUUUAAUACUACUGAUGGUCAUGCUUUCACCGAGAAUUCCAGCUACAUCUCAAAGCUCCGAGACUCGGUCAGCUUCUUCCCCCUUAAAGAUCUAAGGUUCGCCAAAAAUGCCAUGGAAGGAAACACUUGGUUUAUGAGCUCCUUAAAUGACACCCGUGAAGCAAAUGAAGCUGAGUACCUAUAUUUCCCUUCUGAAAUGUCCAAGGGAAGGCUUUUAUGCAUCAAGGGAAAUGACAUGAAGGACGGCACCAGGAAUUCAUACGCCCUGGCAUGGCCAGAAGCUCUUCCACACCCCGCCAAGUUCAUGGAAGGCUUGACCUUUGUGUCAGACACAUACUAUGAUUAUGUAAACUUGUGGCAUGGAUUAUGUGCUAUGGCCCCAUUUGUCCGUUGGUCUAUAAAGAAUGAUUGCCCGAGACCCACAAGAUGGGUACUAUUCCACUGGGGAGAACUGAGGUCUAAAAUGGGAUCAUGGGUACAACAUCUGAUGGAAGCUAGCUUCGGAGAAGUCAAAAUAGAGGGACUUGAAGAAGGAGAUCGACCUUACUGCUUUGAGAAGGCUGUUGUUAUGAGACACAAUGAAGGAAGUAUGGGGAAGGAAGAGAAGCUUCAGGUUUCGGAUCUGUUGAGGUGUAAAACAAGGAGAUUUUGCGGCAUAGACCCAUCAGGUAAAGGAAGAGAAGUUGAUGAAAGAGGGGAACCGAUAAUAAAGCUAACUUUGCUCAUGAGGAGCGGUUCCAGAUCAUUCAAGAACGCUACAGCAGUAAUUGAUAUAUUUGCAAGGGAAUGCGCUAAUGUGGACGGCUGCAUGUUGAAGGUGGCUCAGUCUGAGGAUCUAAACUUCUGUGACCAGGUAAGAGUAAUGACCAACACCGACGUUGUUGCUUCCCCACACGGCGCUCAACUUACAAACAUGCUCUUCAUGGACAGAAACAGUAGCGUUAUGGAGUUCUUCCCUAAAGGGUGGUUUGAGCUUGCAGGCAUAGGUCAGUAUGCUCAUCACUGGAUGGCAGAUCAAUCUGGGAUGAACCACCAAGGUUCAUGGUGGGAACCAUUGGAAAAAAAAGAAUGUCCCUCUCCACAACAUGAUCUUGAGUGCUUCAACUUCUACAAAGAUGGGAAAGUGGGCCACAAUGAAACCCAUUUUGCAGAGUGGGCAAGAACUGUUCUCAAUCAAGUUAAAGCAAGGAAGAUGGCAGAUGCUAUUAAAACUUCCGUAAACAAACCACUGCCAUACUCAACAGCCUGCGGUUGCUAGCAUAUUUGUUCAAAUUUACAAUUUUACAAAUUGUACUGCACAACUGUUUUGUAAAAGCUCAAUUGCAUGGAAUAGCUUCGCUUAUACAUCAA